Molecule: messenger RNA, 1411 nt
Organism: Marchantia polymorpha subsp. ruderalis
Lineage: Eukaryota; Viridiplantae; Streptophyta; Marchantiopsida; Marchantiales; Marchantiaceae
Source: the annotation of a GenBank genome assembly
GACGCUACGUGGGCAUCUCGCGACGCAUGCUGUGCAUGCUACCACCGCUUUUCUAUUUCCGCUGAGAUUAGAAGGACUUUCUGUCGGCCGAAGCCCACACAACUUUCAGCGAGAAAUUCAAGUCCAUUCUAGCCCAACCGUGUCUCAAGCAGCUAGUGUUUCCAGGCGAGUUCUCCGCUACUCAACGACUCCGAGUGCCCGAAACUACGCGCUCAGCGACAACAUGGGACAGAAUGUGAGCACUCUGUUUCGUGCCAAUUUCAAUGCUGCCGGCUUCGGAUCCAGUCUAACCGCUGAUCAGGUUACCGAGGGGAUCGACUUAUCGCAGCAGACGGCCAUUGUAACUGGGGCUACAUCUGGUCUUGGAAAGGAAACAGCCAGAGUGUUGGCAAAGCGUGGAGCUCAUGUCAUUUUGGUUGGCCGCAAAAUGGACACUGCGGAGCAAGUCAAGAGUGUCAUCCUCCGAGAGACACCAAGUGCCCAAGUCGAUCUGAUGCCCUUGGACCUGUCCAACAUGGAGUCUGUUCGCAACUUUGUGAAAGAAUUUGAGGCAAAGAACAUAUCUCUCAAUAUCCUCGUAAACAAUGCGGGAGUUUUCAACAGGGAAUUCCUUUUUUCAGACAUGGGUAUUGAGCAGAUGUUCGCAACUCACGUUGUCGGUGUGUUCAUGCUCACGGAGCUGCUUCUGAAGAAGAUGAAGCAAUCGGCGAAGGAAUCGGGCAUUGAAGGUCGAGUAGUGAUCACAGGGUCUGAUGCGCAUCGUCUAACUUCUAUUUACAGUGACGGGAUCAACUUCGAAAGUUUGAAAAAACCUGGAGGCUAUGAUCCUCUCAAAGCAUACGCACAAUCCAAAGUUGGGGCAAUUCUUCUUGCAGAGGAAUUUGCGAGCCGGUUAACUGAGGAGAAGGCUAAUGUGACAGCGAAUGUUGCCCACCCUGGAACUGUGAGUAGUGAGCUCGGCAGAACUUUCAUUGACAAAGCCAUCCCUGGGCCGGAUGCAGUAACUGAUAUUGCGUACAAAGGAAUAAAACCAACCCUCAAAACCCCCGAAAUGGGAGCUGCUACAAUCUGCUAUAUUGCAACGCGACCUGAAGUUAAGGGAGUGUCCGGGAAGUAUUUUGCUAACUGUACCGAAAUUCAGCCGAACAAAGAUGCAAGCAAUCCCCAGCUCCGCCAUAAGCUAUGGGAAUACUGCGAAGCAAUCACAAGUGCAGGAGUUGGGAUGUAGAAUUUUUAAACACCAAGACUUUCUGAAUAGCAGUGAAAUUUCUCUCACAUGUACAUGUAUCCACCGCCUAAGAGUUGAGAAUAGUCCCCCUUGGCCUGGGGUUUAAGAGAUUCUCUGUUUGGAGAGAAUGGUUCAUUCUAACGUAUCAAUCAUAUCUAUCAAACUUUCGAUGUUAAGUGAAAU